AUGGAUUUAAGUAACACUCUUGCACUUGUCUCACUAAUUCUCACUGCAAUAAGCACAAUUUCUAUUUUAGCAAUCAUUACAGAGUUAUGUCGAACUUUUAAGAGGAUUUUGUUUGAUCAGGAGAGUGCAAUCAACAAUCAAUGCGGUUCAUGGCAGAGUUGCGUCACAAACCGCCACCUACCAGAGCAUGGUUUGAUGGAAAAGGCAGCCAAGCCUUUAAAGGGUUGGAUUCAGAGUGCAUAUAAGGAAAACAUUACUCACAAGAUAACCAACUAUUACCAAAUGACACAGAAGCCAAGCUGGCGAAGAUUCACCGAGAUCACCCAUAACCAGCCAACACAGGGAACAAGUAGUUGGAGCAAAUUGCUCGCAAGAUGUGGAAUAGAACCAUCCAUGAUUUUGGAGCCCGAGCAAAAUGACGAUUUGACUGAUAUUCUCAUGGAAAACGAACGAAUUCUCUAUGGAGUUUCAGCAGAAGAAUUUGUUGUGUUAUUGAUACUCGGAUCAUGGGAUACCACUUUUGCACAAAAGCCAGCUGGCCUGUCUAUCAGUCAUCUGGGCUACAUGAGAAUAUGCGAUGGCGGCCCUUUUCGUCAAAUUGCGCGCUAUGACGACCAUGGAUACGCCCCUAUCACACAAUUGACAGCAACCUAUCAAGAAUUUUUUAUACCAAUCAAAGCAGCUAUUGACUUGGCAAUUGGCAUUUUCCGCGUCCCUUCUCACAUCCCUGAUGUGAAUGAUAUGAUAAUCCUCUCGAACAGGGAUUUUUCUGAGGCCAAUACACCAAAUUCUCUGGGUUCAGUAGCCUACUGGGAAUCCAAUCCAGAUGAUAAACAGUUGGAGGAAAUUCGCUAUUCCAUGGAGAAGCUUGUCCAAGAGCCAAGUGCAAAAGUCAAUAACUACGCAUCCGACGAAGAGAGCACGCACAAAAUGGAGAUGUUUCAGUCCAUCGCACAGCUUCCUCGGACACAACAUCAGAACAGGACUGUUUACAAAGCAGCUGCAAGAGUGGCACUACUAAUUAGCAGCCUUGAACCGUGGGCAGUUUUGCCAGCCACACCAAAACAUAUUACUGAGGCUCUUUGUCAAGUACUCAGGACGCAAGUUGAAGGUGGAAACGGGCAGGAACACCUUAAAGCAUUUUUGCAGAAAGGGGAUUAUUCUCCUCCGCCUCACUGGACGAAAGAUACAGAAGAGGGCUUAAAAAAUUCACUACAGGAUAUACCACCGAUUAAGGACCAUUUUUUCUCCGAUUCAAGUCACAAAUGCAGUACUUACUACACUGCAAUGAAAGCAGUCUUCCGAAAGGUGGACUUAUCUCAGAGCCGAAACACCAAACAUCAUCGAGGAGUCCCAUUCGAUACAGAAAAGUUGAUCCGUAUCAAACUUGCAACAACACUAGCAUCCAAGGUCUUAUCAGAAAAUACAGAAAAUACAGAAGACUGCUUUCCUCGAAUUUUCGAUUUGCUAUGUCAAAUUCAUAGGUUUCAAGGAGUACAUGUUCUAUCUCCAACUCUAACUCAAGAGUUAGUUGACAUUUAUAGCACUUACUUGUAUGGAUGGUUCGGUGACGCAACAAAAGCUGAUAGUGGAUGGCGAGAAGCAUAUCAAAGAAGAAUCUUUAUUGAAUAA
Messenger RNA from Aspergillus japonicus CBS 114.51, 1632 nucleotides. RefSeq lists its product as uncharacterized. The record is from RefSeq and is a predicted model, not a curated record. Lineage: Eukaryota; Fungi; Ascomycota; Eurotiomycetes; Eurotiales; Aspergillaceae. The transcript has a single exon. Bases 1 to 1632 code for a protein of 543 amino acids.